AUGUCUCGGCCAUGUGAGGUGCAAAAAUGCGAGCGUCUAUCACGCGCUCUGUGUGAUUGUUGUGGGAAACAUCUAUGUCUACAACAUUUGCAUGAACAUAAUGAAUUAUUAUUUGCUCAAUUGAAUCCGUUUAUCGAUGGAUUAAAUUCGCUUGGUGAGCAGCUGAAAAUGUUCAAUUUCCAUGAGAAAGUACGCGAUUGUUAUUGGAAGCUCGAACAGUGGCGUGUGGAAUGUCAUCAAACGAUCGAUCGGUUCUUCGAGCAAAAGCAACAAGAACUUGGACGUAAUGUUAUGACCAAGAUCGAGAAACACCAAGAAAAAAUCACAGAUAUACAGAUAAAACUAUCGAAACUUAUUCGCGAUCAGGAUGUAACGCAACGGGAUUUGAAUUUUCUCUCAUCGGCUGUCAAUCGCUUACAAAAAGAUAUGAAUAGAAUCGAACAAGUGAAGUUUUCAAUCCAGAGUGCACCAUUACUUAUCGAUGAAACAUUGAUUCAAAUUCAAGAAACCAAUCUACAACUAUUCGAUCCGUUGAUUUUCUCCACGAUCGCUGCAACUAUUUCAUAUCCAAAAGGAAGUUGGUAUUCACUGACUAGUAACGAUCGCUUUCUGCUGAUUCAUCAAGCUCCAAAUCUAUGUUUAUUGGACGUGACUUUAUCGAAAGUAAAAGAAAGUCUUUGGCCACACGGUAAACUCUACGAUAUGUGUUGGUCUUCGUCAUUAGAUCGCUUUAUAGUAUUAACCAAUGAUAGUACCUACCUAGUUGAUCACAAUCUAUCAUCAACGAGUCUAGCACAAAUACUGCCAAAAUACAAAUGGUUCUCUUGCACAUGUUCCAAUGAAUUUCUUUACGUAACAGUCGAAAGGUGGGGUUCAUCAAUCAUGCAGAUACAAUUGCUCCCGCCCAUGACGGUCGUUAAAGAAUGGAAGCCACCUGAAUCGUGCACAGCUGAUGAUUUUAUCGAAAGUAUCGUUUAUGGCGAUGGAUCACUAGCAUUAGCUAUUCGAAAUCGAGCUCACAAAUCUAUUCGUGUAGAUUUAUGUUCAGCCAAAACCUUCGAUCGACUAUGGUCAUUCGUCCUACAGACAGACUAUGACAGAACUAAUGCGAUACGUUGCUGUCUACUCGGAUCGGAUGAAUGGAUGAUACCUAACUUACACGACAACCAUUUAUUACAUCUUUCAGCGAAUGGAAAGUUAAUUCAAAGAAUUGCAUAUCAAUCAACUCCGUAUCGAAUCAAUCCGUUUGGAUCGAUCAUCGCAAUCGCGACUGCAGUGUCUAUCAACUUUCAUACAGAGGAUUCUAACCUAGCUCAAGAAGUUCCUCAAGACUAG
Adineta ricciae is the source of this 1335-nucleotide messenger RNA. Lineage: Eukaryota; Metazoa; Rotifera; Eurotatoria; Adinetida; Adinetidae. The record is from the annotation of a GenBank genome assembly.